Molecule: messenger RNA, 984 nt
Organism: Zasmidium cellare ATCC 36951
Lineage: Eukaryota; Fungi; Ascomycota; Dothideomycetes; Mycosphaerellales; Mycosphaerellaceae
Exons: 2
Coding region: 1-984 (327 amino acids)
Biological process (GO): fungal-type cell wall organization
Cellular component (GO): plasma membrane; cell cortex of cell tip
Source: RefSeq, a predicted model, not a curated record
AUGUUCGGACGCGGCAAGAAAGAGAAGAAAAGCGAGACCGCUGCACCGGACACUGAGGGACGCAGUGGUUCAGACCGCACCCUCACCAACGACUUCCAGCCUUCCAAAGCCCAGAUCAAGCGAGCCACCCGGACGAGGUUUUGCUGGGCGCUGGUAUCCUCUCUCCUGCUUCUGAUAUCAGUCGUCUUCCUCAUCCUGGUAGAAGUUGGGGACACAUCAGCAAGCAGCAGCAUUCGAUCGAAAAUCUGGUUUAUCAAGCUCGAUGUAUCCGACAUCAUCCCAGUGCAGGUACCCAACGCGGUCCUCAUCAACAGUAUUGCACAAUCGCUAGGUCUGCACGACUUCUACACCGUUGGACUGUGGAACUUUUGCGAGGGCUACAAUGGGGAAGGCACGACGGACUGCUCCUCUCCUCAGACUCUGUACUGGUUCAACCCAGUCGAGAUCAUCCAGAGCGAGUUGCUUGCAGGCGCAACAGUCGCUCUUCCAGCUGAGAUCAACAGCAUCCUCGACCUCAUCAGAACCGUCUCGCACUGGAUGUUCGGCCUCUUCCUGACCGCGGCACCCCUCAACUUCAUCCUCAUGUUCGUCGUACCUCUCUCCGUCUUCACGCGCUGGGCCUCCCUCCCCAUCGCCAUCUUCACCUUCCUCGGAGCCCUCAUCACGACCGUCGCCGCCGUCAUCGCCACGGUGAUGUUCAUCAUCAUGCAAAACGCCAUCACCUCGGCCACACAGCUCAACAUCAAGGCCGAGAUUGGAGCCGAGAUGUUCGCCUUCAUGUGGAUCGCUGCUGCCACAGCCAUCCUGGCGUGGUUGAUCCAGAUGGGCAUGUGCUGCUGCUGUGCGAGUCGCAGAGAUGUGAGGAGAGGGAAGAAGAGAGGGAGCAAGAAGGCUUGGAAUACCGAGACGCCUGGUGUAAGUGAGAAGCCGGAGGGCAGACGUGGCCUACCCAUGUUCAAGAGAGCGAAGAAGCAGCAGGACUAA